AACCCAGAAGACUUCCUUCCUUUUUAUCUUCUUUCUUAGUCUAAGGAAGGAAGGACCCAAAAAAAAAAAAAAAAAAAGAAAAAAAAAAAGAAGGAAAACCGCGUUUGGUUUUGUUCUGAACGAAGAAGAAGAAGAAAAUAAACAACCGCGUUGAGAAUUUUUUUUUUUUUUUUUUUUUCCACAUACAUUUUCUAGUGUAUGACAAUGAAAGACUAUGGUAAUGCAAAAAACAUAGCCCUAUAAGCCUAGAAAAUUUCCACCAUUGCCCUGGAAAUUUUUUUUUUUUUUUUUCAGUUUCAGGAAAAAAGAAAAAAAAGAAACCCUUUUCUUUUUGUUUCUUGAAAAUGGUCAUGAAGACCUUCAGAUUAAGCGCCGUCGUUUUGGUGCUCAUCGGGGUUUGUCUUGUUUCUACGCCAUUAUGUCUGGGAUCUAGAAUGUUUCCGGGAGGAGAGAUCGAAAUCGGCGAAGGGUUUCUUCGAUUCGCUGAAGCGCCGGACUAUCGUAACGGCUACGACUGCGCUGUUUCAACCAAUAGGGAAAAGGCAUCGUCCUGCGACCCAUCACUGGUCCACAUAGCCAUGACUUUGGAUUCAGAGUAUCUCAGGGGUUCCAUAGCCGCCGUACACUCAGUGCUGAAGCACGCCUCUUGCCCAGAAAAUGUCUUCUUCCACUUCAUCGCGGCCGAGUUCGACCCGGUGAGUCCCCGAGUUUUACAGAGACUCGUCCGCUCGACUUUUCCAUCGCUGAGUUUCAAGGUCUACAUAUUCAGGGAAGACAUGGUCAUCAAUCUAAUCUCGUCUUCGAUUCGUCAAGCCCUUGAGAACCCGUUGAACUACGCGAGAAACUACCUGGGUGACAUGCUCGACCCGUGUGUGAACCGGGUCAUCUAUCUGGAUUCCGAUGUGAUCGUCGUCGACGACAUUCGCAAGCUCUGGAAUACCACGCUCACGGGUUCUCGGGUAAUCGGCGCCCCGGAAUACUGCCACGCCAACUUCACCAAGUACUUCACCGACCGGUUCUGGUCCGACCCGGUUCUAUCCCGGGUCUUCUCGACCAGGAGGCCUUGCUACUUCAACACGGGCGUGAUGGUGAUGGAUUUGGUGAGAUGGAGGGAAGGGAAUUACAAGAGGAAGAUCGAGAAUUGGAUGGAGUUGCAGCGGAAGAGAAGGAUUUACGAUCUGGGUUCUCUGCCGCCGUUUCUGCUGGUGUUCGCCGGAAACGUCGAAGCCAUCGACCACCGGUGGAAUCAGCACGGACUUGGCGGAGACAAUGUGAGGGGCAGUUGCAGGUCUCUGCAUCCGGGUCCGGUGAGUUUGCUCCAUUGGAGUGGGAAAGGGAAGCCAUGGGUUAGACUGGAUGCUCGAACGCCUUGUCGUUUAGAUAGCCUUUGGAAGCCGUACGAUCUGUUCAAGCCACAAUACCAUGAGAAUGACAAUGUUGCCGCGGCCAAUGAUCAGCAGCCACUCGGCUUGUCAUCUUUAUCUUUAUCGUCGUUUUCCUCCUCUUCGUUUUCCUCGUUGAUUGGGUAUUCUAGAGUGUUGCUAUGAGUUUUGAUAUUUUAUUCUUUCAUAUAUUAUUUUGUUCCAUUCACAUAUUCUUUUGAUAGAUUUGUAUAGAUUUUUUUUUUUUAAGAAACACAUUAGGAAGGGAUUAGAUUAAUGGGUUUUUUUUUUUUUUGUUUGUAAUUUUUAUUUCCGGAUUCAUUUGUAUUUCUUGAUUUUGAUAUCAGAAUUCUAAAAUUUUUGGGUUCCAAUCUGUGGAACAAUUUUGAUUAGGAUUCAUUUUUCUUUUGUAUGUAAUUUGAGUGAAGAAUAACAUUUGAUUCAAAGUUGUUCUUUGUUCUUUCA
Messenger RNA from Ziziphus jujuba (common jujube), 1847 nucleotides. RefSeq names its product probable galacturonosyltransferase-like 9. The transcript has a single exon. Bases 345 to 1547 code for a protein of 400 amino acids. Gene Ontology annotation, cellular component: Golgi apparatus. NCBI's taxonomy places the organism in Eukaryota, Viridiplantae, Streptophyta, Magnoliopsida, Rosales, Rhamnaceae. The record is from RefSeq and is a predicted model, not a curated record. Gene Ontology annotation, molecular function: glycosyltransferase activity.